AUGACGGAGGCGAUGGUAAGGAAGAAGCCAGGAAUGGUGAGUGUGAAGGAUAUGCCUCUGCUUCAGGAUGGUCCGCCACCGGGUGGGUUCCCGCCGGUACGAUAUGCUCGCCGGAUAUCCAACACGGGUCCUAGCGCCAUGGCUAUGUUCCUUGCGAUGUCUGGUGCCUUUGCUUGGGGAAUGUACCAGGUCGGACAGGGAAACAAAAUCCGCAGGGCGUUGAAGGAAGAGAAAUAUGCUGCUCGUCGAGCAAUACUUCCCAUUCUUCAAGCAGAAGAAGAUGAAAGGUUUGUGUCUGAGUGGAAAAAGUAUCUGGAAUACGAGGCUGAUGUAAUGAAGGAUGUUCCGGGAUGGAAAGUUGGCGAGAACGUGUACAAUUCUGGCCGUUGGAUGCCACCAGCGACUGGGGAACUCCGUCCUGAUGUCUGGUGA
Messenger RNA from Arabis nemorensis, 432 nucleotides. NCBI's taxonomy places the organism in Eukaryota, Viridiplantae, Streptophyta, Magnoliopsida, Brassicales, Brassicaceae. The record is from the annotation of a GenBank genome assembly.